This is a messenger RNA of Protopterus annectens (West African lungfish), 3952 nucleotides long. RefSeq names its product BTB domain containing 9 (gene BTBD9). Gene Ontology annotation, biological process: circadian behavior; adult locomotory behavior; modulation of chemical synaptic transmission. The record is from RefSeq and is a predicted model, not a curated record. Lineage: Eukaryota; Metazoa; Chordata; Ceratodontiformes; Protopteridae. Bases 160 to 1998 code for a protein of 612 amino acids. Gene Ontology annotation, molecular function: protein binding. The transcript has 11 exons.
AUCUAGGCACGACAUUUGGGAAUGUAGUUUGGCACCUGUGUGCUUGAAUUGGAAUUUUUGCUUUAGGCCGUGACGGAGAGUUAACGGAACACUGGAAUACUACGAGCUGGCGACACAACUUCCAAGACAGGUGUUGGUUGACACUUUCAGUGCUUCAGUAUGAGCAAUAGCCACCCAUUACGACCGUACACAUCAGUUGGUGAAAUCGACCAUGUUCAUAUUCUGUCAGAGCAUAUUGGUGGUUUGGUGAAUCGAGAUGAGUACAGUGAUGUAACUUUCAUUGUGGAGAAGAAGCGAUUUUCAGCUCACAGAGUCAUUUUGGCUGCCAGGUGCCAGUAUUUUAGAGCAUUGCUUUAUGGAGGGAUGCGAGAAUCACAACCUGAGGUCGAGAUACCACUCGAAGACACUACAGCAGAAGCCUUUGGCAUGCUGCUUAAGUACUUGUAUACUGGUAGAGCUAUGCUUCGUGAUGAGAAGGAAGAGGUCCUACUAGAUUUCCUCAGCUUGGCUCACAAGUAUGGUUUCCCUGAACUAGAAGACUCCACCUCCGAGUAUCUCUGUACCAUCUUGAACAUUCAGAAUGUUUGCAUGAUCUAUGAUGUUGCCAGUCUCUACUCACUUUCGAAGCUCACCUCCACAUGCUGCUUGUACAUGGACAGAAAUGCUCAGUUGGUGCUGUCUAGUGAGGGGUUUCUCACACUUUCCAAGGCUGCUCUGCUUAGUAUUGUGAAGAGGGACUCUUUUGCAGCCCCAGAGAAAGAUAUUUUUCAAGCCCUAAUUAAUUGGUGUCAGCAGAACCCAACUGAGAACCAUGAUGAGGUCAUGGAAUCUGUCCGGUUGCCACUUAUGAGCCUAACUGAGUUACUCAAUGUUGUUCGACCAUCUGGUCUUUUGUCCCCAGAUGCAAUUUUGGAUGCCAUCAAAGUUCGAUCUGAGAGUCGUGACAUGGACCUGAACUACAGAGGCAUGCUUAUUCCUGAAGAGAACAUUGCCACUAUGAAACAUGGAGCACAAGUAGUAAAGGGGGAGCUUAAGUCUGCUCUACUCGAUGGAGAUACACAGAACUAUGAUUUGGAUCAUGGCUUCACCAGGCAUCCAAUUGAAGAUGAUUGCCGGUCAGGCAUUGAAAUAAAGCUUGGUCAACCCUCCAUCAUUAACCAUAUGCGUUUAUUGCUCUGGGACAGAGACAGUAGGUCUUACUCUUAUUAUAUUGAAGUAUCCAUGGAUGAACUGGAUUGGGUCCGUGUAAUAGAUCACUCUAAAUUUCUGUGUCGUUCGUGGCAGAAUCUCUACUUUAGGCCUUGUGUAUGCAGAUAUAUCCGAAUUAUUGGAACUUACAACACUGUGAACAAGGUAUUUCAUCUUGUGGCUUUUGAAUGUAUGUUUACCAACAGACCUUUCACACUUGAGAAUGGAUUACUAGUUCCUACAGAUAAUGUUGCAACAAUAUCAGCAUGUGCUAGUGUGAUUGAAGGCGUCAGUCGAAGCCGUAAUGCCCUCCUGAAUGGCGACACUAAGAACUAUGACUGGGAUUCAGGCUAUACUUGUCACCAGCUAGGCAGUGGUGCUAUCGUUGUACAACUGGCACAGCCUUACAUGAUUGGUUCCAUAAGGUUAUUGUUGUGGGACUGUGAUGAUCGUAGUUACAGUUACUAUGUAGAAUUCUCCACUAAUCAACAGCAGUGGACUGUGGUUGCAGAUAGAACGACUGUUGGAUGCAGGUCUUGGCAGAUACUGUCAUUUGAGAGACAACCUGCAUCAUUAAUCAGAAUAGUUGGAACACACAACACAGCCAAUGAGGUGUUCCAUUGUGUACACUUCGAGUGCCCAGCACAGUCGGAAGACCAUAAGGAAGACAUUGUUAAUGAAGAUCUAUCGGCAGUACCAGGCCCAAGCAGGCAAGACUACUUGUCUCGUCCUCCACAGGCACCCUCUGCAAACUUUCAGCAACCGUCACAUUCUGCUUCUCGACAACACCCUCACCAUCUAGCUCUGUAACUGGCAGAAGACAUUAUUUCAUCAUCUACUGUAUGGUUUGGACAUUGAUAGCCGUAUUUUGAGUAUUGAAUCAUCAUACCUUUGUGUUUCAGCUGGGACUGCAAUCAUUUUUUGUGAUUGUGCACAGCAAGUGUUUACAGAAGUAUGCAAAACAAGGCAGAGAGGAUGAUUAAUGCUGGCAUAAUGAAUGUGCCUGGACUGUGAUGGUAGCAUAAGAUGAGUAAGGGCUGUAACAAGAUUCCUUUUAUGUUUGUCAUAAAUUAUUUGGAGUCCUGUAGGUAAUACUAAUUUCAGAAAUAAAUUCUGUGCUACUACUGUAAGCUACUCUGGUAGACAGGCACUGUUCCAUUACCAGAUAUUUCAAAAAGCACACUAUUAUUUGAAUAAUGUAUGUCCAUCUUUGUUGACAAAGCUGGGCCAGUUGUUGCAUAUUAGCAGCUGUGUAAUUUAAAAUGUAUUAUUUAAAUGAAAGUAGAACUGACCUCUGCCUUACAACAGAAUUUCAAAGCCUGAUACUUUAAUCCCCCCCAAAAAGUUAUGUUCUCCAUAUUUAAAAACUCAUUUCACAUUUAUUAAUCCAGUACAUUGAUUCAUUUCUUCCCUUCUAAUGUGCAGUAUCUUAUCAGAUUACACAUUUUCUUCUUUAUCUUGUUAUACUGAAUUGAACUGUUUCAAAUUACAGGAAUUUCCUGGCUUUAACAGUGCACCUAAUUUUUUUUUUGGUUAGACUUGUACUAUUGCAAUACAGAAAAUGUGUGAUGUGAACCAGAGUGUUACUCAAAUUUGAAGUUUCUGGUAGGCUGCAUGAUGUCUGAUUGUGAGAUGUGUGUAGUUAUUUAUUUAUUUAUUUAUUUGACAGACUAUCUUGGAAGACUCUGGUAGCUUUACUGUAAUCUUUUUUUUAAUAUAUCUGUUACCUUUUUUCCUCCUCUUUUAUUUUUUUCUUUUAAUUUAUAUUUUAAGAUUGUGAUUUAUGACCUUUUUAAUUCCAGAGGCUUGAUUUUUUUGAAAUUUUCUCAGUUGCCUUCCCCAGUUGUUUAGUUAGAUGAAUAUGUACUGCUUACCUUUUCAUUCUUUUUAAAAAUGUUGCAUUCUGUUCGUUUUGAAGUUGGCUACAGUUUUACAUAUAUGUAUUUGUGGUUUAUUUUGCUUGCUUAAAUCAUCUCUUUUAGUAAGCUUUUGCUUAAGCGUGUUGAGAGUUGGCAUGCCAGUGUAACCUUAACACAAGACAAUACAGACCCUAAGUUUUAAUCGACUUUUAAAAGCAUUUUCAUUUCUCAAAUAAUGUAAUUUGUGUUUAGCGUGUUUGGAAUGUGUUUGUUGUUUUUCAUCCUGAAGUCUGUGCUAGUGAAAAUGCAAAACACAGAUAAAUGUUGCUGUACCUUUUUUUGAAAACUUCAGAGCAUCUCUUGGCAGAAUGAGCAGUCGCCAUGCCAUGAUGGUUUGUAUUUUUUUUAAAGUCUGAGGAAUCAUUUAGACCAUUCAGAAGAAAGAAGUUGCAGUUCUUCCUUCUGUCUGUUCCCCAGAUUUUAAUAUUUGACCCUGUUGCAGACAACUUUGAAAACCGUCAAUUUGUCAAGUCACAUUCUCACUUGCAUCAUAUUUGCAGUAUUCCUGCUGCUUAAUUGAUUUUGUUCUGUAUAUAUUUACAUACCUGUUUUGACUUUGCUGUUAAGAAGCAGUGAUACAGUCUUAUAUUACUUACCUUGCCGUAGUCUUUCAGUCACUUUUUAAUUUUUUCAAAGCUCCUUCAUUUUGAUGUGUAUAUAAUAGUAUCAAAAAUAACCAUUCUGUUUUCUUGAGGUCUUUAGUAUUCAGUAAAAAUCAUUCGAUGUUAAGUUUAGCAUUCACUUUAAAGUAUGCUUCUGUUGCUUUCAUUCCCUGGGGCAGCCUACACACAUCUUGCAUUCCAGAGUAUUUUCUGAAAAAUAAACUUAAAAAGAAAAAAGCAUAA